AUGAAUGGCAAAUUUCACACGAACAAUACAGGAAUAACAAUAAUACCAUCAGCGCGAAAAGGAAUUCAUAGUCACUGCACAACUUGCUUGGCUAAAAGGAUAGGGGAUAUGGGAAAAUAUGGUGUCGAAACUAAACGUAACAAUAGAAAUUCGCAUUUAUCACACCAUCAAAACCCUUCCUCGUUGCAAGAUGAAGGUAGAGAUGAAGUUGAUAAUGUAAAGAGGGAUUGUGCUAAUCAGUCAAGUCCCAAGAGCAACAUAAGAAAUACAAGAAAAAAUUCCAUUGAUAGCAUGAAACAUAUUUAUAGUGAUGAAUCUGAUGAUGAAGAUACUUCAGAAGAAUUCAACAGCUUGGAAACACUAGCUUUCACUCCUGAAAGAGCUAGAGAAAACGAAAGUAAUACUUCCAAUAACAAUAAUAGUAUGAUUUAUGAUGAAAUCAAAUUUCACACGGAUGUAACAAAUUUGGGACAGAAAUACAAAGUAACUGAUGACUCAAUAUUGCAGAUUCAAACAGGAAUAUCAACAAUAUUUCAAAGACAAGAUGCUGGCUCCUUUAUAUUCACAUACAACAGUCAAAGCUCUCAUUUUGAUCCUACACUUUUUAACAACUUUAUGAAUGACAUUGCGUCUACCGCGGCUCGAUAUUUAAGGAACGAUACCGACGUUCGUAACCAUGUGAUCGUAGAUAGUAAAGAACUCGAAAUGCGCGUACACGGUGAACUGAUUGAGAGAUACCGGGAAGAUGUAUCUAGAACUGGCGUAAUGCUCGUCAAAGAUCUGGAUGAAGUGCCGGCGCCACUGGCUAUGGCAUUCCACUACUACUGCGACGAGUUCAAUCCGUUGAUAAAGAGAAGCGCUAUAUUUUUCACGCUCAACAUGGCAAAGUGUUCUGACAAAAAGACAUCACAUGCAAGUAUUGAGAAAUGUUUGUCCAAUAAAUGGACAACUGUCUCCAAAGUUAAUAUUGUCCCAUUGUUAGCUAGAAUCGUAAGCAUUGUUGUAGACGUUACAAGUGUAUUU
Iphiclides podalirius (scarce swallowtail) is the source of this 1023-nucleotide messenger RNA. Lineage: Eukaryota; Metazoa; Arthropoda; Insecta; Lepidoptera; Papilionidae. The record is from the annotation of a GenBank genome assembly.